Lactuca sativa (garden lettuce) is the source of this 1122-nucleotide messenger RNA. The record is from RefSeq and is a predicted model, not a curated record. Lineage: Eukaryota; Viridiplantae; Streptophyta; Magnoliopsida; Asterales; Asteraceae.
AUGACAUGGGCCGAGUUUGUUAGUCGUUUUGAUAUGGAGUUUGCACCAUCUAUUGAGGUGCAACGGCUAGCGAGGGAGUUCCAGGAACUCCAACAGACUACCGAGAUUGUGGUGCAGAUGACCGCCAACUUUCGGGAACGAGCACUGAUGACCCCUCAGUAUGCUAUGGAUGAGGAUAUGAGGAUGACGAGAUACCAUUCCAUGCUGAAGGAUGAUAUCUGUGAUUAUGUGAGCUUUAUAGGGUGUAAAACCCUGAAUGAGAUGUUUGAGAAGGCCUAUGAGCGGGAAAUUGAGUUGGAGCUUUGCACCAAGCGAAAUCCAGAGCAGGUUCAGGAAGCUGCAAGUCAGGCUAAAAAGUCUAUGACCUUGGAUUCUUCUGGUAGGGGCCAGCAGGGCCGUGGCCGAUGUGCCAAGUGCGGUAAUCCGUACAGUGGAACCUGCCGAGUAGCAUGCUCGGGAUAUUAUGCAUGUGGCGAGUCGGGCCACUUGAGUAGGGACUGCCCCAAGAAGGGCUUGAUUUGGUUUCUCUGUAACGGGACUGGCCAUAAAAAGGCCGAUUGUCAGAGGUUGCGAGGAGGUGGACAAGCGGUGGCGGCACCUGCGCCCGCCACAAUGAGGAUCACUAAUGGCCGCCCUGCUAAGGUGGAUACUCUUGCAGUGAAGAGUCGUGCAUUCCAGUUGACUACCGAGGAGGCUCGGGCAUCGCUAGACAUUGUGGCUAGGACAUUUUUGGUUAAUGGUAUGUCGGAUCAUGUUCUUUUUGAUUCAGGAGCUACCCGAUCGUUCGUAUCUCUUGCGCUUAGCAAGAAGUUCCGGGACGCUCCGGGAAUGCUGGAUUCCCCGCUUGAGGUUGACAUUGCUGACGACCACACUGUGGGUGUUGCGAGGGUAUAUUGGGAUCAUGUCCUGAAUGUGUUUUGGGAGAGGUUUCGGGUUGAUCUGGUACAAAUAUUUGUGAGUGUUGAAGGGAAGGCCAACGUGGUGGCCAAUGCUUUGAGCCAAAAGACGGUGGGUUCUCCGAUCGGGAAUGUUUGUUUGAGGAUGAUGGUGGUCUCUUCACUGUUACAUAUGAUUAAGAAGGCUCAGGUGGAGCGUCUGAAGAAAGACAAUUGGAAGAUAUAG